AUGGAAAUACAAAAAAUUUGUGAAGCUAUUACAACGAAAACAUUAGAAAAAAGUAAUCUCAACCAAUUAAUAGAAGAAAACACCCUGACACCUCAUACACAACGAAAUUCAUCGACAAUGGACGAAUCAUUUAAUAAUGACCAACCUGAUCGACAGCAUCAAACAACAACAACAAUUAUUAUCCCACCAUCAUCGUCAAUACCAACAUUUAGUGGAAGUAUCAUGGAGAAUCCUCGUCAAUUUCUUAUUCGAGUCAAAGAAUAUGCAGAAACAAUAAACCAUUGGAAUGAUCAACAUUUACUUAAGGGCAUCUCACAAUUCCUUCGAAACACAGCCCUUGAAUGGUACUGUCAAUUAGGUAUUUCAAAUCGACGUCCACAAACUUGGACGGAAUUCAAGGUAAUCUUUCUCAACCAAUUCAAUUCACCAAUUCGACGAGCACAUCAAGAGCAGCAGUGGAAGAGCUGUAAACAAGAAGAAAAUGAAACAAUCAAUGAAUUUAUUGUUCGAUUUCGGGCCCUCUGGCAAGAACAAAAGCCGAAUGAAACAGAAAGUGAUCUCAUUCGACACCUGAUGUGCAAGAUGAGAAACAAUUUAUUAACAAUGAUCGGUAUAUCUCGAUGUGAAUCACUAGACGAGAUUAUUUUAGAAGCUCAAAAAAUUGAAGAAAUACUCUAUCAACGAAAUAAACAACGUCAAAGAACUGAUUACGAUGACGUAGUACAUAAUGAUACACCAACAACAACAAUGUACAAAAAUGAAAAUCAUUACGAGGUACAAGCAAUGUCGGCACAUCAAAUGAACCGACAAACAGAAUUCAACAAUAGAAGA
This is a messenger RNA of Rotaria sordida, 831 nucleotides long. Lineage: Eukaryota; Metazoa; Rotifera; Eurotatoria; Philodinida; Philodinidae. The record is from the annotation of a GenBank genome assembly.